Penicillium alfredii is the source of this 849-nucleotide messenger RNA. RefSeq lists its product as uncharacterized. Lineage: Eukaryota; Fungi; Ascomycota; Eurotiomycetes; Eurotiales; Aspergillaceae. The record is from RefSeq and is a predicted model, not a curated record. Bases 1 to 849 code for a protein of 282 amino acids. The transcript is spliced from 5 exons. Gene Ontology annotation, cellular component: 90S preribosome; nucleus.
AUGCCCAACCCCGAAGCUCAGACCGGACUCUCGCACAAGCUGGAGAAGAAGCGCAAGAGACAAGCCGACGCGUCUUCCUCGAAGCAGGAUAAACCCGAGACUUCGCCUGCAGCUCCGGCAGCAGCAACAGACGGAUCGAACAAGAAGAAGCGCAAGAAGGCAAAGAAGAACAAUCCGCAGUCCGAGCAAGAUGUGAAGCAGCAGGAUCGCAAGGAUGGUGUCGACGAGUCCAUUGGGAAGAUGGAUGGCCCGCUCUUGGCCGAUUACUUUGCCCAGCGAGCAAAGAAGCUGGACAAGGAGCUGUCGGCAGUGGAAUUGAGUGAUUUGUCGGUGCCAGGCUCUGUCUUUCUGGAUACCACGUCGUUCACCUCGCCCAGAACCUUGGACCAACUCCCCGCAUUCAUCAAGAAGUUCAGCCCAAAGAAUGCCGAUCUGUCGAAAGCUUCGGAGGAGAAGGGUGCCCCGCAUACUCUGGUGAUUUCCCCCGCGGCACUCCGCGCGGCUGAUGUAGUAAGAGCGCUUCGGUCUUUCCAAAACAAGGAGUCGAUUGUGGGGAAGCUGUUUGCCAAGCAUAUCAAGCUGGAGGAAGCGAAGCAGUUCCUCCAACGCGCACGAACGGGUAUGGGAGUCGGCACGCCGACCAGAGUAUCUGAUUUGAUUGAGUCUGGAACUCUCAAACUGGGUGAGCUGGAACGCAUUGUUAUCGAUGGAUCCCACAUCGACCAGAAGCAGCGGGGCAUCUUCGACAUGAAAGAAACACAUCUGCCUCUGCUGCAGCUGCUCACCCGAUCAGAAUUGCGGGAGCGGUAUGGGGCAUCGAAGAAGCCAGUGCAAAUCUUGAUGUUCUGA